This is a messenger RNA of Paramecium pentaurelia, 300 nucleotides long. Lineage: Eukaryota; Ciliophora; Oligohymenophorea; Peniculida; Parameciidae. The record is from the annotation of a GenBank genome assembly.
AUGAAAAUAUAAUUAAUUAAAAUAUCUGAAGGUUUUAGUUAAUAUGAUUAUUAAUAAAUCAAAGACAAUUUGUAAAUGAUUUAGGAAUGGUAUAAAUAUUCAAACAAUCAAGAAGAAAUCAUGAUGUAGAAUGAAAUUGGUAUUUUUACAUUUUUAUUAUUAAUAGGAACUUAAUUAUAAUUAUUCAUUAAUAUAUUUAAUUGUUCUACUUAGAAUAAAAAGAAUGAUUCAAACUUUGGAUUUAGAAAACAAUUAAUAAUAAAGUAAGAGUAUUUAACAAGAUUAUUAAAUAACACUUGA